This is a messenger RNA of Aspergillus clavatus NRRL 1, 1623 nucleotides long. Its product is annotated as fatty-acid amide hydrolase. Lineage: Eukaryota; Fungi; Ascomycota; Eurotiomycetes; Eurotiales; Aspergillaceae. The record is from RefSeq and is a predicted model, not a curated record. The coding region runs from base 1 to 1623 and encodes 540 amino acids. The transcript is spliced from 7 exons.
AUGUCUACCGAGAAUUGGGAAGGUCAAGCCCGCAAAGCUAAAGACUUACUUCAAAACUCCAUACCAAAGCAAUGGCUUGUCUCCGCAGAUAAGCUCCCCCCAGCAGACCAGAAAAAUGUCGAGGACUUCCCUCGGAAGAGUGGCGUCCUCAGUGAUAGAGAGAUCUCCAUCACCGAGAAGUCUGCUACAGCGCUUGUGGCUGGGAUGGCUGCGGGCAUGUUGACUGCCGAAGAAGUGGUUGUCGCAUUCCUCAAACGAGCUGUAUUGGGUCACCAGCUGCUUAAUUUUGCAACAGAGUUCAUGGCAGAUGAAGCCAUUGCCAGAGCGAGAGAGCUUGAUGCGCACUACAGACGGACAGGAAAGCUAGUUGGACCGCUGCACGGGGUUCCUAUCAGCGUAAAAGAGCACAUUGGGCUCAAGGGCCGAACCUGCAACGCGGGCUUCGCGGCAUGGGUGGAUGAGAUAGCAAGCGAAGAUGCGUUGCUUCUACAGUAUCUCCGAAAGGCAGGCGCCGUGUUCCACGUACGGACAAACCAGCCACAAUCAUUGAUGCAUCUAUGCUGCGACAACAACCUCACCGGCCCUACAGUAAACCCAUACAACCGUACCCUGACCGCUGGCGGCUCAUCCGGCGGCGAAGGCGCCUCGAUGGGCUUCAAAUGCGCUCCACUCGGUGUAGGCACAGACAUCGGCGGGUCUAUCCGCAGCCCUGCCGGCUUCUGUGGCGCCUACGGGUUCCGUCCGACGACCCUUCGAAACCCCGGGGUGGGGACCAAGAUCCCCUGCCCCGGACAGGAGUCGAUCCGGGGUACCCUAGGCCCCCUGGCAAGCCAGAGCAUCGAGGAUCUCGAUCUCUUCCAGCGCGCCCUCAUCGAUCAGGAGCCAUGGGAGAUUGAGACGUCUCUCGUCCCUAUUCCCUGGAAGCGCGUUGCGCCCACCCGCAACAUGACCGUGGGCAUCAUGUGGGACGAUGGAUGCGUGCGCCCCCACCCACCCAUCACCCGGGCCCUCCAACACGCCAAAGAAAAGCUCCUCGCAGCCGGCAUCAACGUCGUAGACUGGGAACCGCACCGCCACGACCACGGCUGGGAGAUAGUCUCAACCCUCUACUUCCCCGACGCGGCCGCAAACCAACGGGUCGUCUUCGCCGCCAGCAACGAGCCCCUCCUUCCACUCACCGAAUGGGCCCUCAACUUCAGCCGCGCCACCCCGCUCAGCAUCCCCGAGAAUUGGGCGCUGAACUGCCAGCGCGACAGCUACCGCGACGCAUACCACGCGCUCAUGCGCGCGCGCGGCGUCGACUUCAUCCUGUGUCCCGUGUACCCGGGCGUCGCGGCCGUCUUCGGCGAGUCACACUACUGGAAUUACACCGCGGUGUGGAAUAUCCUCGACCAGCCCGGGGCGGUGUUUCCCAGCGGGCUGGUGGUGGAUCCGGUGCUGGAUGCGGUGGAUGGCGGGUAUGUGCCGCGCAGCGAGGUGGAUGCGAGGGAGUGGGCGAAGUAUCAGCCGGAGAGGUAUGUUGAUGCGCCGAUUGCGUUGCAGUUGGUUGGGAGGAAAUAUAGGGACGAGGAGACGCUUGCUGCGGCCGGGUUGGUGGCGGAGAUUGUGCAGGGGAGGGAGUAG